AUGAAUCCCCUCUGCCCCCUCUUCUGUGAGGCUGGAGCUCCUCGCUUAGAGCCCAGCACACAUUUGAAAAUUAUCUCUUCCUCUUCAGUGGCGGGAGAUGCCAAAGAUAAAGACAUCUCCUGGUUCUCCCCCAAUGGAGAGAAGCUCACCCCAAACCAGCAGCGGAUCUCCGUGGUGUGGAACGACGACUCUUCCUCCACGCUCACCAUCUACAAUGCCAACAUUGACGACGCCGGCAUCUACAAGUGUGUGGUCACUGACGAGGGCGGCAGUGAGUCAGAGGCCACGGUCAACGUGAAGAUCUUCCAGAAGCUCAUGUUCAAGAAUGCACCAACCCCGCAAGAGUUCAGGGAGGGGGAAGAUGCUGUGAUCGUGUGUGAUGUGGUCAGCUCCCUCCCCCCCACCAUCAUCUGGAAGCACAAAGGCCGAGAUGUCAUCCUGACGAAAGAUGUCCGAUUCAUAGUCCUGUCCAACAACUACCUGCAGAUCCGGGACAUCAAGAAAACAGAUGAGGGCACUUAUCGCUGCGAGGGCAGGAUCCUGGCACGGGGGGAGAUCAACUUCAAGGACAUUCAGGUCAUUGUGAACGUGCCGCCCACUGUCCAGGCCAGGCAGAGCAUCGUGAAUGCCACCGCCAAUCUCGGCCAGUCCAUCACCCUGGUGUGCGAUGCCAAAGGCUUCCCAGAGCCCACCAUGAGCUGGACAAAGGAUGGGGAACAGAUAGAGAAUGAGGAAGACGAGAAGUACGUCUUCAGCGAUGACAGUUCUGAGCUGACCAUCAGGAAGGUGGAUAAGAACGACGAGGCUGAGUACGUGUGCAUUGCCGAGAAUAAGGCUGGAGAGCAGGAUGCGUCCAUCCACCUCAAAGUCUUUGCAAAACCCAAAAUCACUUACGUAGAGAACCAGACCGCCAUGGAACUAGAAGAACAAGUCACUCUGACCUGCGAAGCCUCAGGAGACCCCAUUCCCACUAUCACCUGGAGGACUUCUACCCGGAACAUCAGCAGCGAAGAAAAGACUCUGGAUGGGCACAUGGUGGUGCGAAGCCACGCCCGAGUGUCGUCCCUGACCCUGAAGAGCAUCCAGUACACAGACGCCGGAGAAUACGUCUGCACCGCCAGCAACACCAUCGGCCAGGACUCCCAGUCCAUGUACCUGGAAGUGCAAUAUGCCCCCAAGCUGCAGGGCCCCGUGGCUGUGUACACUUGGGAGGGGAACCAGGUGAACAUCACAUGCGAGGUAUUUGCCUACCCCAGUGCUACCAUCUCGUGGUUUCGAGAUGGUCAGCUGCUGCCAAGCUCCAACUACAGCAAUAUCAAGAUCUACAACACCCCCUCCGCCAGCUAUCUAGAGGUGACCCCAGACUCUGAAAAUGAUUUCGGAAAUUACAACUGUACUGCAGUGAACCGCAUUGGACAGGAGUCUUUGGAGUUCAUCCUUGUCCAAGCAGACACCCCAUCUUCACCAUCCAUCGACCAGGUGGAGCCAUACUCCAGCACAGCCCAGGUGCAGUUUGAUGAACCAGAGGCCACCGGUGGGGUGCCCAUCCUCAAAUACAAGGCUGAGUGGAGAGCAGUGGGCGAGGAAGUGUGGCAUUUCAAGUGGUAUGAUGCCAAAGAAGCCAACAUGGAGGGCAUCGUCACCAUCGUGGGCCUGAAGCCCGAAACUACGUACGCCGUGCGACUAGCGGCCCUCAACGGCAAGGGUCUGGGUGAGAUCAGCACGGCCUCUGAGUUCAAGACGCAGCCAGUCCGGGAGCCCAGCGCACCUAAGCUCGAAGGACAGAUGGGAGAGGACGGAAACUCUAUUAAGGUGAACCUGAUCAAGCAGGAUGACGGCGGCUCCCCCAUCAGGCACUACCUGGUCAAGUACCGAGCGAAGCUCUCCUCUGAGUGGAAACCAGAGAUCCGGCUCCCGUCUGGCAGUGACCAUGUCAUGCUCAAGUCCCUGGAAUGGAAUGCUGAGUAUGAGGUCUACGUGGUGGCUGAGAACCAGCAGGGCAAGUCCAAGGCGGCUCAUUUUGUGUUCAGGACCUCGGCCCAACCCACAGCCAUCCCAGCCAACGGCAGCCCUACAUCAGGCCUGAGCACUGGGGCCAUCGUGGGCAUCCUCAUUGUCAUCUUCGUCCUGCUCCUGGUGGUGGUGGACAUCACCUGCUACUUCCUGAACAAGUGUGGCCUGCUCAUGUGCAUCGCCGUCAACCUGUGCGGAAAGGCUGGGCCCGGAGCCAAGGGCAAGGACAUGGAGGAAGGCAAAGCCGCCUUCUCGAAAGAUGAGUCCAAGGAGCCCAUCGUGGAGGUGCGGACUGAGGAGGAGCGGACCCCAAACCACGACGGAGGGAAACACACAGAGCCCAAUGAGACCACACCGCUGACGGAGCCCGAGAAGGGCCCAGUAGAAGCCAAGUCGGAGCGCCAGGAGACAGAAACGAAGCCGGCGCCGGCCGACGUCAAGACGGUCCCCAACGACGCCACACAAACAAAGGAGAACGAGAGCAAAGCAUGAUGGGUGACAAGAAAUGAGCAGAUCAAAGUAAAAAGUGACACCAUAGCUUCACCAGAGCAUUCCCAGUGUCUCACACACGCACACA
Molecule: messenger RNA, 2590 nt
Organism: Callorhinus ursinus (northern fur seal)
Lineage: Eukaryota; Metazoa; Chordata; Mammalia; Carnivora; Otariidae
Source: RefSeq, a predicted model, not a curated record